GUCCCGGCAAAGGAUGACGGUCGCUGACUCCAUCCUUAGGUGUAGUUAGGGGGAGAGCAUUCGCUUCCUUCUUUUGGGCUCGUCUCUCUUUCCGGCCAAGUACCUGGACACAGUUCUUCUGUCCAAUUAGUGUCUUACCUACACUUACUUGUUGCGCAGGGAAUCGAGUGGGCUCAGCACGGAGUGUAGGGCCUUUGUGUGGCCCACCAGCUCCCGUCGUUGCUCCACCCGAUGUCUGCUGCCGCUGCUGCUGCUGCUGCUGUUGCCGCUGUUGCUGCUGCUACUGUUGCUGCUACUGUGGUUGCUGUUGCCGCUGCUGCUGCUGCUGCUGCUGCUGUAGCUGUAGUAUUUGCUGUUGGAUACCGCGGACAGCCUCCAUCCUUGGCCCUCAAUUCUGCCUUCAGCUGCGCAAUGGUUUCCUUGGCUGACGGAGGAUCGUCUGCUCGGGUUUCGAGCCUCUCGCUCAGGGUCUUAAUUCCCUCCAUCAUAAUCUUAUGGGAGUUCUUCAUAAGUCCUGAGAUUUCAUUCUUAAGGUUACGGCAUCUCAGCCUGGAACUUUCUGCCGCCAUGGAGGUUUCCCGGAUGCUAUUAAGCACCCUACCAGUCUCCACUUGGGACAAUGGAGUUUCCGCCGGGCCACCCUCACCUAGUGCGGGCCAGUCAGCCCCCAGCUCAUCCUCCUCAGAAGAGUAAAUCAUCGGCCUUGCGCGCUUGUGCCUUCUCCCCUGCUUUGGCGAGGUCAGGCCAGAGAGCCGCAUGCUCUCAACCGCAAUGGCAGUCCUUUCCAGUUCCUCCGCUUGGUAUUCUUCGUUUUGUAAACUUCCUGGCGCAUUAGAUACACCGCAGGCCAGGUCGCCUACGUGUGGUGUCCUUUCUGACGCAUCAUCCAGAGCUGAGGCCAGGUUGCCUACCCCGAGGUCCUGGCAGUCGUUGGUUGACGACGGCGGGUGGACUGCCCUACCACCACCUGACAUCCCGUGGGUAUCCCUCCCACGCCCGCUUAUUGGUUUCAUCGUACUAUCCAUAUUUAGUAAAGAAUAUAUUAUUAGUGGGAGCCAAGCUCCCCAGCAGAAAGGAAAGGAACGGAAAGAAGCUAGUGAGAGAGAGAGAGAUAGAAUAGAAAAAGAUAUGUCAAGAAAUAUAAAGGAAGGAAUAGCCAUACAAGAACAUUCAUACACCAUUCACUCAAUCCCUUUUAGUCGCCUUUUACGACAAGCAGGGAAUACUGUGGGAGUAUUCUACUUCCCCCUACCCACGGGGGGGAAGUGAUUUUAACCUUACGAUCCGCGAAGUAGCUUGUCGUUACAUUAAAGACGUUUCUCGGACAAUCUCGAUCUUAAAGUGCCUCGAGAACUAGUGGCCACCAUACAUUAUCAAAAGCUCCUGAGAUAAUGAAAAAUAACGCAACGACAUAUCUCCUUGAGUGAAGAGGCAGAAACAAUUCGACCCAUCUCCACGAUUGCAUUCUCCAUUGAGCGUUCCUGGAGGAAGAUAAAAUGUUUGUCCAAAAUUUUACCCUGUUCGAGGGAGAUUUUGGUAAGGCGUAACUUCAACAGCCUUUUAAAACUUUCCCUAUUACGGAGAAAAAACAUAUCGGUCGGUAUGGCUUGGGAUCUAACGCUUCUUUACCAUCAAGAGUGCUCUUAACGAGCCCUUUUUCCAAAUAGAAGGGAAGAUGCCCCUUCGGAGGCAUCCGUUAAAGUGAUCCACGAAGUGAGUCGGAACAACAGCGAAUGCUUUUUUGAGCACACAUAUUUUGAUCAGAUCCGUCUCCGGGGCUCUACCGUACUUAUGAGAUCCUACUACACGCGCGACCUCUUUCUCCGUGAAAAGGAGAGCAUCCACUAUUUCGGAAGUGUUUCUCGAAGUACUUCUUGUCGCUAUAAGUUUCGGUGUAUGUUUGGAUACUCAGUCGUCCGGAACAUGCGUAUUUAGGAGAGCUCUACCUGUAUCUAGCACUUUUCAUGGUCUUCUUACCGUCCCGUUUGAGAGUGUUGAUGACUCCUUCAACCUGAAGUUUGUUCGUUUGUUGCUUAUAUAUAUCCCCACAGUUCCCCGUUACCUUUUUCCGAGAUAUUUUUUUCCAGCUAUUUAAUUUGACCCAUCAUAACUUUUUGCUGCAAGCCCGCAAGAAAGAGCAAUAUCUCUGCAUUAAAGUCACAGUCAGAUUUCCUGGUGUUAAAACUUCUGUUUCCCGCAACUCAGCGGCCCUUAUCUGUUCAGUCUUCGUGGCAAGUGACGCAAUAUCUUUGGAAUUAUGAUCGCUGGACGUCCAGUCUGUACUAAUCCUUCAAUGGCCGAUGAGUUGGCCCAUGGAUUGAGACAAGAGGACCACAUAGAUAUAUGAGGAAUCCUUCAUCGUCUAAAAAGUGUGGGUUAGUUGCCCUGCACUAUUUUAGACUCUUAUGCCUGAUGCUUCGAUAAAGGCUUCCAGCUUUGAGCCUCUUUCAUCUGAAAACAACCUGAGAGAUAACAACGCGUUGGCGUCCUACGAUACAAAUAAUCUCUUCCCCCUUAGAGUUUGAAGGACCAAUUCCAAGUGCCUAAAAUAUUCCUUUAUUUUGUCUCUGUACUGGAAGUAGAAUGAGACAACGCAGAAGGAGGAACCAGGUGCUUGCACCUCUGUACAGAUGCAGUGAGGAGUGCUAAGCUGCGAGAUAAACAUUACUCGAUGCGCGGAUUGAUCGCUUCGACCGUCGGCCAAUGUCUUUCCUCGCGGAUAGCCGCAACUCUCGUUCCGUUACCUAGAUUUAUGAUUUCAAAACCUAGCCCUUGUUUUUGGACGUACGGCUCAUGCAAAGGCAUUAGGUCCAAGCGUUGGUACCUAUGCAAGUUUCAACGAAGCCUACCCUGCUUCGAGCUGUUGUUCUGUAUAUCGCGUCGGUAGUUUCAAAAGUUGCACUUGUAGGGUCCGCUUCAAAAACUCCCGUUGGAGCGUCGUUUAUUUUGGAGCACGUUUUCGGCGAUUCCUAAGGGAGUUCUUCGCAUUUUUGCUUGAUGAUCGGAGAUAAGGGGGUCCUAUCGUGCGAUUCGUGUGCACUGUUA
This is a messenger RNA of Vespa velutina, 3045 nucleotides long. RefSeq lists its product as uncharacterized. Bases 232 to 693 code for a protein of 153 amino acids. Lineage: Eukaryota; Metazoa; Arthropoda; Insecta; Hymenoptera; Vespidae. The transcript has 2 exons. The record is from RefSeq and is a predicted model, not a curated record.